GGGUUCACAGUGUGUCGCCUGGGUUUUAGCSGUGGUAAUAUUUGCGAGUUUUUUCAUCGCUUCCAAGUUGUAUUCACUAAAAGAAUAACCCAUUUAUUUUACUUUUACUUACUUUUGGUAAAUURAUCCCCACAAUGACAGAGGAUGUCCAGAAGCACUCAGUCCACACGCUGGUCUUCAGGUCUCUCAAAAGGACCCAUGACAUGUUUGUGUCCGACCAAGCUAAAGGCAUCGCCCAGGAUGAAGAAAGCCAUAAGCUGAAGAUGGGUGUGAAACUAAAGGUGGAGUACGGUCCAGUUUUACACAUGCCUGUUUUGAAAGAGGGCAAAGAACGAGUCUCACAUUAUCCAGAUGGCUUGGAAAGCCAACAAAGCUAYGCACACGCAGGUGAUGUCCCAGAAUACCUGAUUACAGGAACACAUGCUUAUCCAUCUGGACCUGGRGUGGCGUUGACAGCUGAAACGAAGAUGCACAGGAAUCCCAGUGAAGCAGGAGUGCACUCCAUGGCUCUGGCUUUACCCCCUUCACAAGCAAGACUGGAUGCCAGCCGCACUGCAGCCAGCAUUGCGGAGAUCCAUCGACACGCAGGAGGAGCAGAAAGAGUUCACCCUCAGUCGACUGCAGUGUCGCUCAUAGAUGGAAGUGGCACCAGAAACUCAGCACUCAUGAGGAGAGCUCCAACAAUGCCCAAACCUCAGUGGCAUCCUCCGUGGAAACUGUUUCGGGUCAUCAGUGGUCACCUUGGCUGGGUGAGAUCUAUUGCUGUGGAGCCUGGAAAUCAGUGGUUUGUCACCGGCUCUGCUGACAGAACUAUAAAGAUCUGGGACCUGGCGAGUGGAAAACUCAAACUGUCUCUGACGGGACACAUCAGUACAGUCCGGGGUGUCGCAGUGAGCAGCCGCAGCCCCUACCUCUUCUCCUGUGGAGAAGAUAAGCAAGUCAAAUGUUGGGAUCUGGAGUACAAUAAGGUAAUCAGGCACUACCACGGACACCUCAGUGCUGUGUACGAUUUGGACCUACACCCAACCAUCGAUGUGCUUGUGACGUGCAGCAGAGAUGCCUCAGCAAGGGUGUGGGACAUCAGGACAAAAGCAAAUGUGCACACACUUACUGGUCACACCAACACUGUGGCUACAGUCAGAUGUCAGGCAGCAGAACCACAAAUCAUAACAGGCAGCCACGAUGCAACCAUCAGACUGUGGGAUCUGAUUGCUGGAAAAACCAGAGCUACCCUGACAAACCACAAGAAAUCUGUCCGAACUCUGGUGUUGCACCCCAGACAAUACACGUUUGCAUCUGGAUCAGCUGAUAACAUCAAGCAGUGGAUGUUCCCAGAUGGCAGCUUUAUACAAAAUCUGUCGGGUCACAACGCCAUUAUCAACACUCUUGCUGUUAACUCUGAUGGAGUGUUGGUGUCUGGAGCCGACAAUGGAACCAUGCACAUGUGGGACUGGAGGACAGGCUACAACUUCCAGCGGAUUCACGCCGCUGUGCAGCCCGGGUCUCUGGACAGCGAGUCAGGAAUCUUUGCCUGUGUGUUCGAUAACUCAGAGAGCCGACUGAUCACCGCAGAGGCCGACAAGACCAUCAAAGUUUACAAAGAGGACGAGAUGGCUACCGAAGAGACCCACCCAGUCAACUGGAAACCAGAAAUCCUCAAAAGAAAAAGAUUCUGAACCUUUUUUUUGUAUUCAUGUCCCAGUUUAUUUUUUUACUGUCAUCUUCUGCUCUYCUGUCACCCAGCAGCUUUUGUUAGAACUUUAUCCUAAAAACCCUUUGUUCUCAUUGUUCAACCUCAGUUCUGUAAAGUAGAGCUGACACUCUGGACUGCCAGGAGCUUCUCAGAGGCUUGGUUCUCUGCUCUCUGGUGGUUCUUGUCUGUCUGGUCCACCAACAGAAGCCACACUUCAGAUUCAAACGGGCUGGGUUUCAGUGUGGACUUCAUUCCUACUGGCAUCAAAGCUGAAGAGAAAAAAAUAUUUGGUGUUGCUUUAACAGAACGGCUAGCUGUACAGACAUGAAAGUAAAAUAACUUCCCUUUGUUCCAACUUGAAAUGUGAGGUUUAUUUUGCUCCAUUUUAAUAAAGACCAGAUCAUUUCUACA
Messenger RNA from Austrofundulus limnaeus, 2104 nucleotides. It is a transcript of the gene plrg1, whose product is annotated as pleiotropic regulator 1. Gene Ontology annotation, molecular function: protein binding. The record is from RefSeq and is a predicted model, not a curated record. Bases 135 to 1676 code for a protein of 513 amino acids. NCBI's taxonomy places the organism in Eukaryota, Metazoa, Chordata, Actinopteri, Cyprinodontiformes, Rivulidae. Gene Ontology annotation, biological process: mRNA splicing, via spliceosome. The transcript has 15 exons. Gene Ontology annotation, cellular component: precatalytic spliceosome; catalytic step 2 spliceosome; Prp19 complex.